Hyposmocoma kahamanoa is the source of this 921-nucleotide messenger RNA. RefSeq names its product GILT-like protein 1. The record is from RefSeq and is a predicted model, not a curated record. Gene Ontology annotation, molecular function: oxidoreductase activity, acting on a sulfur group of donors, disulfide as acceptor. Lineage: Eukaryota; Metazoa; Arthropoda; Insecta; Lepidoptera; Cosmopterigidae. Bases 124 to 798 code for a protein of 224 amino acids. The transcript has 5 exons.
AUAUUUGCUUCCGAUAAACGAUAUCGGGUUAAUGUGGCUCUGCCAGUUCAAAACACUGUUUCAAAUGUAGUUUGUUCAAAGUUAUUGUUAGCGUAAUACAGUGCUAUCGUAUUGACAUUAAAUAUGAAUGUUUUAUUACUCUUACUUAUACUUUCUUUUGCCAGCACUAUUCAAUGCGACAUACACACAAAUAGGAUUGAAGAUACACUUUCAACGGAGGCAAAUGAUACAAAUACUUUGUGUAAGGAUCACCUUCAGGUACCGGAGAAAGUCAGAAUAGACUUAUACUACGAAAGUUUAUGCCCAUAUUGUAAACAAUUCUAUGUAAAAGAACUAGCUCCUGUUGUUCAGAAACUAAUGAAUUACAUAGAGCUAUAUACAUAUCCUUUCGGACACGCACAGAUGAAAAAGAAUGACAACAAGACCACAUUUGAAUGCCAGCAUGGUCCAACAGAAUGUUACGGCAACGGGCUACAUGCAUGUGCUAUUCAGUAUUUGCCAAAAAUGUCCGAAUAUGUCCCAUUUAACACCUGUUUGAUGGAGAAAUGGUCUACGGACAAAGAUGCUGAACAGUGUGGUCAACGUCUGCACCUCAACGCUGAACCCAUUAGAACCUGCGCCAAUAGCGAUGAGGCUAUCAAUCUCGUUAUAUAUUACGCGCAAGAAACUGAAAAAUUAAAGAAUAUGUCUUACGUGCCUUAUACAGUCAUCAAUCAUAAAGUAAUGGAUCCCGAGACCGACCUUAUAGACUCCGUAUGCGCUACCUUCGAGAAGCCACCACAGGAAUGUAAAAAAUAAUAGUUUGGAACAAUUAGUUUACACAUAAGUGCUGGAUAAAAUAUGAAAAACUGAAUGCUAAAAAUAAUUGUUUGUAUUAUAAGAUUUGGUAAGUUUGUAACUAUUUUAUUAUUUUCAGUCAUU